UUACAUGACUACAGAUGCCUCUUCUUAUAGCGAAGACAACGCCGCUCGAAUGGAAACACCGAUUAUAAUGCCCUCACCCGCGAUAUGCGUCUCAUUUUGGUAUUACAUGUACGGUGACAGCAGUGAGAAAGGAUUCGGAUCAUUAAAUGUUCACAAAUUGGACGUAGAUUCAAACUUGACAACAAACUAUAGCCGGUUGGUGCAUUUGCUCGAUAAGCCUAACCUUAGCAAUAAUUGGAGUGAAGUGAGAUUUGAUGCCACAGGGUCAGAGCAAGAAUUCCGGAUUGUAUUCGAAGCAAUACAAGUCAGUUCGAAGUCUGAUAUCGCUAUUGAUGACGUCACGAUUGUCAAGAAUUCAUGCCAUGGUUCAACAGCUCGUACCAGGUUACCGAUGGAAACAUCAAUAAAUACAGAAAUAUUAAGUUCUAAACCAUCGAAAGCAUUGCUCAUCCUGGACCCUAAAGUUAUCACCAUAGUACUAGCGUGCGGAUUGUCGUUUUGGGGCGUUAUAUUCAGCCUGGUUAUCAUCAACUUGUGGCGGUCACAUCACCUACGUAAAAAAGUGUUAUUCGACCAACUUGAGGGGCCUGAUGGUAAUGAACUUGAAAAUAAUAACAUUUAUAAGAGAUAUGAAUCAUCUCUUGAUCUAACUCCGGAUAAUUUGAGUGUCAAAGAUAUUGAUAAUGAGUACAUCAGUGUAAAAAGUCAAAUGAAAGGUCUAGUUGUUGAAUUGAUGCCUAAAGCUUCUGUGAAGAAAGCUACAUUUAUUGGCGAUGUUUGCAUGUCAAAUAUGAACCCGGGCGUGGGGAAGGACGACAGACGACGCUCCAGAUUAGUUACAAUUAAUGAUCAGAGUGCACUCAACGAGAUUGAUACAUCAUUGUAGCGAUUUUUUCAUUAAUUCGACGAAGUUCCAAAAAAAAAAUUACUUUGUGUUUUCUGUCCAAUCCUUGGCCGAGGAAAAUUCAAAUAGGGCCUACGGCGUGCAAUAUUUACACCAUGUUUACACAUAGGCCUACUAUUAUAAUAGGCUAUUAAAUAAUUAAUUAGAUCCGAUAACACAUCAUUUUGCCUAAACCUUGUAAGUCCUGUCUUAUAAUAGAACACACAAUGCCCAAACAUGUAGAAAGAAGCUGUAAUUUCUUUGUGAUAAUUAUUACUUGGUCCAUUAUUGUCGACCACCUGCCCAUAGAACCGUGUGAUGAAAUUAAAGUAUAGGCAUACAGCAAUUCAUCUAUGUUAACCCUUGCGCCGCCUGAACAAUAUUAUGUAAUUACAUUUUUUAAGUCAGUGUAUCUGACCUAGCCGGUCUGGUAGGCCUAGGCCUAUAUCCUUGUAUUUUCGUGAUGAUAUGAUUGAGGUCUAUAUUGUGCACUUUUUCAGAAAAUAGGCCUAGGCCUACUGUUCCCAUUAAACUUACGUAUGGUUUAUUUGUAAAGUAUCUAAACCAGAGAGAUGUAUAUCUAAAAUAAAAUUCUGAAAUUUGUUGUAUGUAUAUUUUCCCAAUCCACACAUAGGCCUACUCGGUAGAAAAAGAUAAAGAUCACGAAAGUCGGGAAAAACACAUUGAAGUGGUGUAAAAGUAUAGUUCACUCUAGUUAUUAUUAUUAUUAUUAUUAUUAUUAUUAUUAUUAUUAUUAUUAUUAUUAUUAUUAUUAUUAUUAUUAUUAUUAUUAUUAUUAAUAUUAUUAUUAUUAAUAUUGUUAUUGUUAUCAUUAUUAUUUUUAUUAUUAUUAUAUUUACUAGGCCCACUACUCUAUUAUAUUCAGAUUUCCCUCCAAUGAAAGACCACUUUGGACUGGGGUUUUUAUGGUUUUUGCAUCUUUGGUCUCUAAU
Molecule: messenger RNA, 1836 nt
Organism: Anneissia japonica
Lineage: Eukaryota; Metazoa; Echinodermata; Crinoidea; Comatulida; Comatulidae
Exons: 4
Coding region: 5-886 (293 amino acids)
Cellular component (GO): membrane
Source: RefSeq, a predicted model, not a curated record